GACAUCAAAAUCUUUCCCCCAAAAGUUCCUUCUCUCUGCCCCCUCAAUUCGCUUCAAUUCGAUCGACGAACCCGAUUCGAGCAUAUGGGUAGCGGAGAAAAGGUCUUCACCUUGAAGGAAGUCGCUGAGCACAACAAUCACAAGGACUGUUGGCUCAUCAUCAGUGGCAAGGUAUAUGACGUGACCAAAUUCUUAGAUGACCAUCCUGGAGGUGAUGAUGUUUUGUUAUCAGCCACAGGAAAAGAUGCAACGGACGAUUUUGAAGAUGUGGGGCACAGUGACAACGCAAGAGAAAUGAUGGAUCAAUACUAUGUCGGAGAGAUUGAUGGUUCGACAAUUCCGAAGAAGGUUGCAUACACGCCUCCGAAACAGCCUCAUUACAAUCAGGACAAGACGUCGGAGUUCAUCAUCAAGCUCCUCCAGUUCCUCGUCCCGCUUGCAAUUUUGGGAUUGGCAGUUGCCUUACGUUUCUACACGAAACAAGCUUGAGGUUGGUUGGUACCUUAAAACUUUUAAAUUUGUUAGAUUGGUAGUAGUUGAGUUUUAUGCUGUUUGCUAAUGAUCAUUUGGUAACGUUGUUUUCUUGGUUAUAUAAUGUGAGACAAUCAUAAGUGUUUUCAGUUUCCAACUUACUCUAGAUUUGUCAUAUUUAAUGUACCUCUAUACUUAAUUUCAAAAUAAAGAUGGUCGAGAUUUCGUUA
Molecule: messenger RNA, 701 nt
Organism: Cucurbita maxima (winter squash)
Lineage: Eukaryota; Viridiplantae; Streptophyta; Magnoliopsida; Cucurbitales; Cucurbitaceae
Product: cytochrome b5-like
Exons: 4
Coding region: 85-489 (134 amino acids)
Cellular component (GO): membrane; intracellular membrane-bounded organelle
Molecular function (GO): heme binding
Source: RefSeq, a predicted model, not a curated record